UAUGAGGCACAAGGCGGGGCCAGCAGGUCUUCCUCAAGCCGGACGAGCCGCCGCCGCCGCAGCCAUGCGCCGACAACCUGCAGCUGGCCCGGACCUCUUUGCGAGAGAGCCAGUGCACCCAGGGAGUAGAGACGCCGGACUGGAGGAUGCUCUGCUGAGCCUGGGCUCCGUCAUCGACAUCACUGGCCUGCAACAGGCUGUCAAGGAGGCCCUUUCUGCUGUGCUCCCCAAAGUGGAGACUGUCUACACCUACCUGCUGGACAGGGAGUCCCGACUGGUCUGUGAGGACCCCCCGCACGAGCUGCCCCAGGAAGGGAAAGUCCGAGACGCUGUGACCUCCCAGAAGCGGUUGGGCUGCAAUGGAUUGGGCCCCUCAGACCUGCCGGGGAAACCCUUGGCCAAGUUGGUGGCCCCGCUGGCUCCUGACACCCAAGUGCUGGUCAUACCGCUGGUGGACAAGGAGGCUGGUGCCGUGGCAGCUGUCAUCUUGGUACACUGUGGCCAGCUGAAUGACAGUGAGGAGUGGAGCCUGCAAGCUGUGGAGAAGCAUACCCUGGUAGCCCUGCGGAGGGUGCAGGCCCUGCAGCAGCGCGGGCCCCCUGCGGCCCCAGAAGAGGCCCAGAAUCCCCAGGAGGGAGCGCCUGGAGACCAGAAAGGCGGGGUUGCGUACACUGACCAGGACCGAAAGAUCCUGCAACUGUGCGGGGAACUCUACGAACUGGAUGCCUCGUCCCUGCAGUUCAAAAUCCUCCAAUACGUGCAGCAGGAGACCCAGGCAUCCCGCUGCUGCCUCCUGCUGGUGUCCGAGGACAAUCUCCAGCUUUCCUGUAAGGUCAUGGGAGAAAAAGUGCUGGAGGAAGAGAUCAGCUUUCCGUUGACCACAGGACGCCUGGGCCAGGUGGUGGAAGACAAGAAGUCUAUCCAGCUGAAGGACCUCACCUCAGAGGAUGUACAACAGCUGCAAAGCAUGUUGGGCUGCGAGCUGCAGUCUAUGCUCUGUGUCCCUGUCAUAAGUCGGGCCACUGACCAUGUGGUGGCCUUGGCCUGUGCCUUCAACAAGCUUGGAGGAGAUUUGUUCACAGAGCAGGACGAGUCCCUGGUCCAGCACUGCUUCCACUACACUAGCACUGUGCUCACCAACACCCUGGCCUUCCAGAAGGAACAGAAGCUCAAGCGUGAGUGCCAGGCUCUUCUCCAAGUGGCAAAGAACCUCUUCACCCAUCUGGAUGAUGUCUCUGUCCUGCUCCAGGAGAUCAUCACAGAGGCCAGGAACCUCAGCAAUGCAGAGAUCUGCUCUGUGUUCCUGCUGGAUCAGAACGAGUUGGUGGCUAAGGUGUUCGAUGGAGGUGUGGUGGAUGAUGAGAGCUACGAGAUCCGCAUCCCCGCGGACCAGGGCAUCGCGGGCCUCGUGGCGACCACCGGCCAGAUCCUGAACAUCCCGGACGCUUAUGCGCACCCACUUUUCUACCGCGGCGUGGACGACAGCACCGGCUUCCGCACGCGCAACAUCCUCUGCUUCCCCAUCAAGAACGAGAACCAGGAGGUCAUCGGCGUGGCGGAGCUGGUGAACAAGAUCAACGGGCCGUGGUUCAGCAAGUUUGACGAGGACCUGGCCACGGCCUUCUCCAUCUACUGCGGCAUCAGCAUCGCCCAUUCCCUCCUCUACAAGAAAGUGAAUGAGGCCCAGUACCGCAGCCAUCUGGCCAAUGAGAUGAUGAUGUACCACAUGAAGGUCUCAGAUGAUGAGUACACCAAACUUCUCCAUGAUGGGAUCCAGCCUGUGGCUGCCAUUGACUCCAACUUUGCCAGUUUCACCUACACCCCUAGAUCUCUCCCCGAGGAUGACACUUCCAUGGCCAUCCUGAGCAUGCUGCAGGAUAUGAAUUUCAUCAAUAACUACAAAAUCGACUGCCCAACACUGGCCCGGUUCUGUUUGAUGGUGAAGAAGGGUUACCGGGAUCCCCCCUACCACAACUGGAUGCACGCCUUUUCUGUCUCCCACUUCUGCUACCUGCUCUAUAAGAACCUGGAGCUCACCAACUACCUCGAGGACAUCGAGAUCUUUGCCUUGUUUGUUUCCUGCAUGUGUCACGACUUGGACCACAGAGGCACCAACAACUCCUUCCAGGUGGCCUCGAAAUCUGUGCUGGCUGCACUCUACAGCUCCGAGGGCUCUGUCAUGGAGAGGCACCACUUCGCUCAGGCCAUUGCCAUUCUCAACACCCACGGCUGCAACAUCUUCGACCACUUCUCCCGGAAGGACUAUCAGCGCAUGCUGGACCUGAUGAGGGACAUCAUCCUGGCCACGGACCUGGCCCACCACCUUCGCAUCUUCAAAGACCUCCAGAAGAUGGCUGAAGUGGGCUAUGACCGAACCAACAAGCAGCACCACAGUCUCCUCCUCUGCCUCCUCAUGACCUCCUGUGACCUCUCUGACCAGACCAAGGGCUGGAAGACCACGAGAAAGAUAGCCGAGCUGAUCUACAAGGAAUUCUUCUCCCAGGGAGACCUGGAGAAGGCCAUGGGCAACAGGCCAAUGGAGAUGAUGGACCGCGAGAAGGCCUACAUCCCCGAGCUGCAAAUCAGCUUCAUGGAACAUAUCGCAAUGCCCAUCUACAAGCUGCUGCAGGACCUGUUCCCUAAGGCAUCAGAGCUGUAUGAACGCGUGGCUUCUAACCGUGAGCACUGGACCAAGGUGUCGCAUAAGUUCACCAUCCGCGGCCUCCCGAGCAACAACUCGCUGGACUUCCUGGACGAGGAGUAUGAGGUUUUCUUCAGGGAAUGAGCAGCAUGGAACACCUUGGGGCGAACCCUGAUGGGCCGGAAGGGAGAUCCCGGGAAGAAUGCUUUGGCCUGAGACACAGAAACACAGCUUCGAAAGAGUACAAAGUGGCAGCAGUGGCAUUCUGGGUUAUUGUAUUCAAUUGUGCCCCCGCAAGGCAUGUCCAAGUCCCAAGCUCUGUUGCCUGUGAAUACGGCCUUAUUUGGUAAUAGGGUCUUUGCAUUAAGAUGAGCGCCUUAUAAGAAGAGGGCAACCUGGACACAGAGAGACCCAGUAGAAGGCCAUGUGGAGACAGGCAGAGAUCAGAACGCGCUGCCACCAGCCCCACAUGUCAAGAGAUGCCAGUAACCCCUGGAAGUGAGAAGAAAGUGUAGGAAAGAUUCUUCUCUAGAAGCUUCAGAGAGAGCACAGCCCUGCCAACACUAUGAUUCCAGACUUCUGGUCUUCAGAACUGUGAGACAAUACUUUUCUGUUGUUUGCAGCCACCCAGUUUGUGCAACUUAGUUACAGCAGCCUGAGAAAGCUAGGUGAGGCAGAGGAGCGUCCCUCAGGUCUCAGGAGACAGCUAGAUUGGGGGGAGGAGGGACAGAGAUGACCAUCAUUUAGUGUCUCAGGUCCAGUUGGCAGGACAGCCCAAUCACUGAGCCUCUGGGACGCACUCACGAAAGCCUGGCCCCUGACCUCCAGCUGGGACAACCCCUCAGUGCCAUGUACAGGUUGUGGUCUAGACUGUCCUUCCCCGUCAGGCACAGGGCUAGGGUUUCCUCCAUCCUCAGCUCUAUCCACUUUCUGGUACAGCUUGCCUCACUCCCUUACAGGCGGUCUCUGACGGUGCGCCCAUCGCUGCCAACCAGGGGGGUGCUAGCCUCUCAGGGUGUCCAUUCCACACUUGCCCAGGCCUGCCCAGUGCUGGCUGCUGGGGCUGCUGGUGGUGCAAAAGCAGGAAGGCAAGAGUCCAGCCCCGAGGGAGCUCAGAUGAACCUAGUUAAUUAAUUAACCAGUUGAUGAAUCAAUUAAGAUUUCACUCUUAAAUAUCCAGUUAAUUAAUCAGUUAAUUUAAGUUUCACCUGUAAUUGAUUGAUUCAUCAUCUAGUUAAUUAAUUAGUAAAUUAAUUAAUUAAACACAUUUAUUGAAAAUGUAUGUGCCAGGCGUUGGAAAGGCUGCAGAGAAAUCAACAAAACCAGAUGCCAAGAAUACAGGUUAGUUAAAGGACAGACGCUCAUUAAACUGAUAAGCAAAUCUAAAACCACCUGCACCAACUGGGCCAUCAAGGAAAAGUACCCGGUGUCACAAGAGUCUCUGAUGGGGGAGCUGACCUGGCCACGGAGUGGGAGUUAACGAGGCAAAGGGAGGGGACAGCUGUGCGAAGAUCUCGAGGCAGGAGUCAGCACACCUGGCAGGAAGGACUCCAGGAAGGUUGAGGGCGGGGUGCGAAGAGAGGCUGUGUGUCAGCUGAGGCAGAGGGCAGGCUGAAGCCAGGCUCUGUUAGGGUGUUUGGGCUCUGUCCCAAAUAUCCCAAAGGAAAUGGACAUUAAGGGGUUUUCAGCAGCCGAGUGACCUAGUCAGAGGCAGAGACAGGGGUCCCUGCGACGGGCAGACAAGUUGGGGAACUCUUGAAACCGUCCAGGUAAGAACGGGUCAGUGCCACGCCCCGGGUACUGGAGGAGGGAGAACUGCGCACCUCGGAGGGCGAGCCUUGGGGACGCGUGGGAAGAGAGAGGGGUUGACGGUGACUCUGGGUCUUCUGGCUUGUGCAGCGGGGUAGACGUCGAUGCCAUCUGCUGGGAGAAGGAUCGCUGGGAGAGGACCAGAUUUGGGGGAGAAAAAUGCUAAUUUCAGGCAAAAGUUCUUUGUAAACCAUGUAAACCGUGCGGUCGCAGGAAUGUCAGCUGUUACCAUUUACUCAUUCAAAAAAUAUUUAGUAAAUGCUUGCUAUUUGAUGGCCCCUGUGCCAAGAGCUGGAGAGUAAAGAUAAUCAGUAUUUAUCGUCUUGGUUUGCCCGUGUCUCACAUGAUUAGUGAGAGCAGUGGCCCCUUGCCCUCUUCAGAGCGUCCCAGUUUGGGAUGAUCCUCUCUGCGAUGCCUUGGGCCCUAGCGGAGGAGGAGGCCUGACGGGCAGAAGAGGAAGCAAGGGACUUGGAGAGAGAGAGAGCAGUGCCCUGGCCUGGAAGCGGAGCGGAGGGUGUGGCCAGUGUGUCGGCCGGGCAGACUGCUCAACAGAGAGAACCCGGGCAAGAGAGAGAAGUUGUGGCACACGCUGUGCUAUGUGUGAUGUGGCAAGGGGGGGUGAGCGUGUGGGGUGCUAAGCCUGGGCGGGCAGAAAGGAAUGGCAGAGGUUUGCAGGCUGCAAAGACACAGGGGUAGCCAUGUGCGGGGACUUCCCUGGCCACUCCUUCCUGCUCCUCCCAGAAGCUGGGUUGCCCCUGAGUCUCUGGGCAACAGAGCCCCAGUGUGUAGCCAACCUGGGGAGGCGGGCUUUGACUCGCCCAGUGCUGAGCUUGGUCACCCUGUCCCCGACAGCCCUGAGUUUUUCUUUGUCAUCUGUCUCCCUCAUGGGAACGCAAGCUCUCUGAGGUCAGGUACUGUGCGUGUUGUGCUCUCAGUGGUGCUCACAGCCCCCUGCAGCAUUUCCGCCUUCACAGUAAAGCCUCUAUAAAUAUGUGUUGGAUACAUGAAUCUGAGAGAGAGAACAUUUUUCUACACCGCUGUGUGUGGCGGCUCCAAGGACACACAUCCUUAAUGAGCCUCUACUGUGUGGUGGGGAUUUGCCAGCCGUUUUCCUGCUUUAUCUCACUUAUCUCUCCAGGCAGGGAUCGUGGAUGGGAUGAUCAGGAACCACAAAUCCCAUUCAUCUUCUGAGGCCCUCUCCAUGCACCUCUUCCUCCAAGAAACCUUCCCCCUGGGAGCCACUUCCCCUUUGCUGAGCUCCUCUCCUGUGAGCUUCAGAAAAGCCAGCUCUCGACAGCAUGCUGUUCAGUGUGGGCUUUCAACAGACCACCUCCCACUUGACUAAACACUUUAAGAACAGAGGCUACUUCUCUUGUUUCCAAGUCUCCCCCACAGAACCAACAGCUGAAUUGAGAAAAUCAAGCCUGCGGAUUCGUUAAUUCACAGGUUUAUCUUGAACAUGAUUUCCUGGGUGACCUCGACUCCGGCUCUUGCGGCAGGUAACUGCUGCUGCUGUCUUUUGUCUUAGGAAGGCUUUCUGCUCUGGGACAGAACACCUGGCAAGCAGCGUCGUCCGUGGGCAGGUCACCUAGCUAUCUCGUCCCGGGCGAGGCCUGCAGGCGGGAAGCCCGAGUCUGGAGCGGCGCGUCUAGGAUGCCGCCAUGGGCUCAGACGCAGCGGCCCUCUGCUGAGCAGUCUGGCUCGUUGCCUCGCGCACAAGGUGGCUGAUGAAGGGCUAGACUUCACAUCCAGACUCCAGGCAAGAAGAUGGUUAGCGGGCAAACGGAGGGGCAACCCGGGACUUUCAAGUCUGUACGCUCUGAAGGGGUUUCACCAUCCGCAUAAAGACAAAGCAUACUCGGAGCAUGUAAGAGCUUUAAUAGAAGGAUUGUGCACAGAAAGGGAAAAAGAGAAAGGAUAUAGUUUCCCCAUGAAAUACCCAAAGUGACGCACCUCCUCGUGGGUAAAUGCCCAACCAAACAGGGUUGGUCCAAAGCAGGGCCACUGAGGCCCAAACACUUGCCAUAGUCUAAAUCGAGGGGAACCUCAGGACAGGGACAAGAGGGACCAGGCACAUUUGGGACAAAAGGAGCAAAAUUAAAGUAAAAUACAAUGGCUGCCAUCAUCAAUUUACCCAAGGGUCUCUUUCAAGUGUCUCUAUGUGUCUCAACCCCCCCUCCCCGCCCCGUCUCCUCCAAGUCCCCCAAGACCCUGGUGCAAGUCCAAAGCCGAGAUGCAAGUGAGCACUUUGCCUUCACAGUCUCCU
Messenger RNA from Talpa occidentalis (Iberian mole), 6716 nucleotides. RefSeq names its product phosphodiesterase 2A (gene PDE2A). Gene Ontology annotation, cellular component: perinuclear region of cytoplasm; synaptic membrane; cytosol. The transcript has 33 exons. Gene Ontology annotation, molecular function: 3',5'-cyclic-AMP phosphodiesterase activity; 3',5'-cGMP-stimulated cyclic-nucleotide phosphodiesterase activity; 3',5'-cyclic-GMP phosphodiesterase activity. The record is from RefSeq and is a predicted model, not a curated record. The coding region runs from base 2 to 2785 and encodes 927 amino acids. Gene Ontology annotation, biological process: regulation of mitochondrion organization; negative regulation of receptor guanylyl cyclase signaling pathway; cGMP catabolic process. Lineage: Eukaryota; Metazoa; Chordata; Mammalia; Eulipotyphla; Talpidae.